Vombatus ursinus (common wombat) is the source of this 2642-nucleotide messenger RNA. It is a transcript of the gene PWWP3A, whose product is annotated as PWWP domain containing 3A, DNA repair factor. Lineage: Eukaryota; Metazoa; Chordata; Mammalia; Diprotodontia; Vombatidae. The transcript is spliced from 15 exons. The record is from RefSeq and is a predicted model, not a curated record. Bases 342 to 2501 code for a protein of 719 amino acids.
GAGAAGUCAGGGCUGGCCUACUUGGACCCCCGCGCUGGGCUGAAGGAGAGGCCGAGGGCGGCCUCUUUCCGUCAGGGCAUCUCGUGCAACCCCUUCCUACAAAUGGGGAAACUGAGGGCCCAGAUGGGAGGGGGUGGUGGUCUGUCGACCGGAACAUCCUACCGAUCCGGCCCCCUCAUUUUGAAGAUGAGAAAACUGAAGCCGAGAGAGGGGAAAAUGAUCUGAGGCUAACCACAGCCAGGAUUUCAUGCAGACAAUGAACAAACUUCAGUUGAGAAAGUCUUGGUUGCAUCCUCAGACCUUGAAGUAGUUAAACCCUACUUUCCACGUGCAUUUUCAUCAUGAUGGAUACUCAGUAUGUCCUCUGCAGAUGGAAAGAGCGUUUAUGGCCAGCAAAGGUUUUGUCCCAAACUGGAAUCUCCAGAAGACAACAUAUUCAGACAAGGAAAGCAGCCUUUUUAGAAGUUCAAAUACUGAGUCUAGAUGAAAAAAUUAAAGUGAAGAAGACAGAAACCAAGAUUCUACAGCAGUCACAGAUAGAAGAGAUUGCUGCAGAAUUUACUACUCAAGUUGAAAUAAAUACUACACCUAUUGAAGAACUGAUUUAUAGGCGAUCACUUAGAGUUGCCCUGGAUACUUUGAGUGGGAAAGCAGAUGCUAGUCAAGUAAACUUUUUGGACAAAAGUCUAACUACUCCCGUCCUUCGAAAAGUGAAACAAACAAGACCUGCACAUGCUGUCUCUGAAUCUGGCUCGUCACCUUUUGUCUGUGAAGAAAUAGUAGGAGGGUCUGGGCCCUUUAAGAAAGAAAAUGCACUACAGAGGCUGUCCAGUUCCCCCAUUGAAGAAAAUAAAUUCAAAAAGGGUUUGAAGAGGUCUAACAGAAUUUAUAGUAAAGAAACAGAGUCCUUGGCUUCUCAAACUGGAAAUGUUUUUGGCACUCAAAAGCCACAGCAUCGGAAUUGUGAGAUUUCUAAGGCACGGUCCAGAACUUGGAAAAACCGGAAACAAAAGAAAGAUGAUUCAUCACAAAACUCACAACUGAACCUUAAGAAGAAACCCGAAGUAAAGGAUAGUAGGAAAAAAGGCAGGAAGAGACCAUGGACCUGGAACAGGAAUUCAUCACCUUUUAAAGCCAGAGGGUGUAACGGCACAAAUACUGAGCUUGAAGAACUCAGUCCACUUUUGUCUAGUAGUUCCAUCCAGUUGGUGACUUUGGAAGAAAAGGCAAGUAGUCCUGUCCAAAAAGCAUUGGACUUUUCCACCAGCCAUUCCUUUGUGGAAUCAGAGUGUGAAAAUGAACAUGGCAAAAUGCCUUCACAGAAGUAUUGCAAAGUUUUAGGUGGCAUUAAACAAUCAUCGGUUUCUGAAUGCCAUUGUGUGGAGCCAGGAGGAACAGGGCUGAGCACCAGUGGAUUUGACCCAAGCUGUUUUGCACCUAAAAUGAGAGCUCUUAAGCUUCCAGAUUUUGAGGAAGAUGAAGAAGAACUUCAGGCUUCAGAACAGUCAUUGGAGUUUAGUACUGUUAAUACCACUGUGGUAGACGAAGAGGAAGAAGAUGAAGAACUUCCAAGUAUACUUUCACACCCUGAGCCAUGUUCCAUAGAAGCUGGAAUGUUAGUCUGGUGUAAACAUCAAAAAUAUCCCUAUUGGCCAGCAGUGGUAAAAAGUAUAAAGUGGAAGGAUAAGAAAGCAAGUAUAUUAUAUAUUGAAGAAAAUAUGAAUCCAGAAAAGAAAGGGUUUAUAGUGCGUCUUAGAAGAUUAAAACACUUUGAUUGUGAAGAGAAGCAGGAGCUUAUGGAUAAAGCCAAGGAAGAUUAUAGUCAGGCUGUUGACUGGUGUAUCAAGGUGAUUUCUGACUACAGAAUUCGAAUCGGUUGUGGUUCUUUUGCAGGAUCUUUCCUGGAAUAUUACUCUGCUGAUAUUAGUUGUCCAGUGAGGAAAGUAAUCCAGCAAGCGCCUGUCAAAACAGUGUUUCCCACCCGGAACAUGGAAGAUGAUACCUCCUUGAACAAGAAGCAGCUUUUCAAGAAAAUCCUUCCAGACCGAAGGAGGGCAGCCAGAAACAAGGCCAAUGAGAAGUUAGUGGAAUACAUAGUGAAUGAAAAGGGGGCAGAGAAACAUCUCUUGGCUAUUUUAAAAAGCAGAAAAAAAUCCAGCUGGCUGAAAGAAUUUUUGAAUUCAAGUCAGUACUUGACGUGUAUUGAAACAUACCUUGAGGAUGAUGAGCAGUUGGACCUUGUGGUGAAAUAUUUACAAGGAGUCUAUCAAAAAAUAGACAGCAAAAUGCCGACACUAAUAAAUGGCGAUGGAAUAAAAUUUAUUCUGCAUGUUCUUUUGCCUGAAGCAAUCAUUUAUGCUAUAUCUGCAAUUGAUGAAAUAGACUACCAGACAGCUGAAGAGAAAUAUAGAAAAGGACCAUCUGUGAGCAACAGGGAAAGAGAAAUGUUUGAUAAAGAACUUUUAGAGAAAAAACAAGAAACUUACAUUGUUGAAGACUGAACCAACUUUUCGGAAAAUGUCUCCAGAUGUAUCAAAACCAUAACAGGAAACCUUUGUAUUCUAAGUUGGCUCAUAGGUAUAGUUAGUAACAGAUCUUUCUGUGUAAAAUUCUCCUUAUAUUAUAAAUAUGUUUUGUGGAAA